CCCACCCGUGCCGCUUGGCUGGCUUGCCAGCUUGCUGCAGCAGCACAGGAGCAGCUAGCAGCCCUGCUACAACCAGGAUAUGGUGCGAGCUUGGCCAAGGAGAUCCGGCGACGAGUUUCGCCGCUUCUGUGCCUACCGCAACUGCCAUUCAUGUUGGCGGGAGCUUGCAUAUUGAGGAGACGACGGGGUACAGGAGGAGGCGUAGAGCAGUAGCAGCAUGGCGAUGGGAACGCCGACGAAGUUUCUGAUCGGGCUAAUGCUGCUCGUCAACGCCCUGGUGCUGAUCAACAUAAGACGAGCUAGCCCGGAUUUGCCUCGAGCCAUGGGAGGGGUGUUCCGGGGUCAAACGCAAAGGAGAAUCACGCCGGACGCUGGGCGGGGGGACCCCUCGCAGCAGACGGCGGCAGCGAGCACAGCGACAGCCACGUCGGCGGUAGACGUAGCACGACCACCGAACUCGCAGCAGCAGCAGCAGCAGCAGCAGGUUUCGUCCCCGAACACUGAUACCGCCGCCGCUGCCUCCGCCGCCCCUGCCGCCAUGGGAUCUACAGUUGCUGUCGGGGCAGAGGGCAUGCAGGGUGGCGACAGCCGAGAAAGAAUAGGAGAAGAGAACCGCCCCGGUGGGGNCCUGGUGGUGCAGGCGGCGCGGCGGGAGAAACAGACGGAGGAGUGCAAGGGCAUGGCGAAGUCGCUCAGGAUCGUACCGAACAAGAGCUGGGGCAAGGCCACCAAGCCCCAGCAGCAGCAGUGGGACCUUCUGGGCUGCAACGGCUUGAUAGAGACCGAGGCGCGGGGGGGUCAAGGGGGGGGUCUGAAGCUGCCGGACUGCACUGCGAGGCCGUCAGCCAAGAGCGAUCCGCUCAUCGCCGUGUGUGCCGGAAGCACCACGCGCGGGGUGCCCUCCCCGGACGAGCACUCUCUCGCCCUCUUCCGUUUCCUGCUACCCUCGCUGGCGCGGACGGCGGACUGCGGGUUCCGGUACCUGGCGGUCGUGGGUUACGACGUUGGCGACGGUUUCUUCGACGGGGCCACUGGAAAGGCCAAGACACUCGCGUGGUUCGAAACGGAGGUGGCCAGACCGGCGGCGCUGCGAGGCCUGAGCAUAGAGCUGGAUCUGGUCAGGGUCGAGAACGCCAUCAAGAAGCCCGGCCCUGUGUUCACGGCGGUGACAAAGGCGGCGUACGAUCGUGGUGCGAACUACAUCUAUCGCGUCAACGACGACUCGGAGAUGCACACGCCUUGGGCUCGGUCCUUCGUCAACGCUCUGGAGGCGAUGGGGCCCCCGUACGGCGUGGUCGGCCCUGAGUCUUUAAACAAUAACAUUCUGGUGCACGACUUCACGCAUCGGCUGCACAUGGACAUCUUCGGUCAGCAGUACUACCCUCCCUCCCUCACUGACUGGUAUGUGGACGACUGGAUUUCCCGCGUCUACGGCAACUCUCGCACUAUACGGGCAAAGAACUGCAGGGUGGAGCACCACACGGGGGCCCACGGGCAGCGGUACAAGGCGGACACGAGCAAGGCGAGCAGCGUGGACGGCCUCGUCCUGGUCGGCGCCAGGAAGAUCUCGGCCUGGGCCAGCGGGAACGGGGCGGAGACCGCGGCGCGGGAGAUACUGUCGGAGAAGCUGGACGGGAAGUCGGCAACAAAGGCUUGGGCUCGAGAAAUACCUUAACUUGUACAACACUAAUCAAAAACUCCGGUGUGUUGAUCUUGUUCGGAAAUUCUACCCAGAAUUUGCGAAAAGUUGAUGAUUUUUUAAAAGAAAUUCUACACAGAAAAGACUACCCGUUUGAGAUGUAGCACAGUAGGGCCGCAGCGCUUGAACGGGGUGUGUGCGUUGAAUGAAGUCUUUGCAGUGAGUGGGGGAGGAAGAUGUCGGGGGGGGGGGUUCUUGCGGAAAGCGGCAUGUGUGCAGAAGUGUGCAUAGAUACCACGACCACCAUUGUAUGUUGUUUUUUGGGAACGCUCGCGGACGAGACGACGGCCUUUGGGGCUGUAACCGGCAUGGUGUAUGUAGGGGCCACGAGAGGAGCGACGACCACGCACACUUCCGUAUUGCCUGCGGUUCUGCGACAAUAUCGGCUGAGCUUGGCUCCUCCGUUUCCAAGGUUUGUCGUCGGAGAGAGGGCGGGCGAGGCAGUGUCGUGGGAGUACGGUCCGCCGUCGGCAGGUCGGGGUAUUGAGCGUUCGGCUCGAAAGCUCCUGUGCCAAAAGUUAUGGAUAACACGAACCUUGGCCUAGGAGGAGAGUGGAGACGUUCUUUUUCGCCUUCUUCGCCGCCUGGAAAGAAACAACUCCCGGGAUGAUGGAUGGGUCGUGUCUCUGGAGACUUGUUUUGCGCUGGACUUGGUUAAAAUAUGGAAGGACUAGGUCGCCUCUCGUCCUCCAGCAGAGGCUUGUCACGAAACAGACACUCGACUGUUGAACCGAAUUCGAUUGGCGCAGGCUAAACCAGGUCGUUCCUUGUAGAAUAUGAAGGCAGGGCGUGCUGUUGUGUGCGUGUGAGUGUUUUUUCGUUGGCCGGUAUGGACUGCGCCCGCUGCCUGACCAAUUAGUAGAUGCCAGUCUCAAGUGUGUGAGCGUGCCCUCUCGAAGCUUGUCGGGGUUCUCCCAAAGUUUUGCGUUAUUUUGUUGUGUCGUUGGUCGUUGAGGCCGUGUGUUCUCACCGUCAUCGUGUCGUUUACUUGUAACGUCUUUUUCGACGUGGUACAUUAAUAGGAUGAACCGGGAGUGUGUUGUUUUGAGUGAGUGAGAAUCGAACACCACCUGCGGGAUACGGGACUUAGUUUAGUUGGAUCUGGUUACUUCGUGACACCACACACGGAUAAGACAUUUUUUUUUCGUUCUUCCGUCUGGCGGAAAGGAGGGGAGUAAGGCCAGCCCUCCACGAGCUUUCGAGCUUCUUUCUUUUUGUUCUUGCAAACCCAUCUCUUUCCAUAGAUGGUGAAAGUGCCCGUGUUGUUUGUGAUAUGGUGGCUUGUUCAUUUGCUGCGCAGCUCGUCGCGGAACGCACGGUGUACAGUACAAUAGAGCGCUGUUUGUUUUGACGGUGAUGGCUCGUUAUUUGCUUUAUUUUCGAAGAAGAAAUACUUCUUCAAAACACGACAGCACGCCCUGCUGGUGCCGUCGCAACGCGCAAGCAAAUACAUGCGUGGCCUUGGUAGCGAGCAAAUGGGGAGAAUGGGGUACAUCAUGCUGCGCAGUCCCCUGCAUCUAGGAUAAGGAUGCAUGGCC
Ectocarpus sp. CCAP 1310/34 is the source of this 3237-nucleotide messenger RNA. The record is from the annotation of a GenBank genome assembly. Lineage: Eukaryota; Phaeophyceae; Ectocarpales; Ectocarpaceae.